GGGACCCGGGCCCGAGCCGGAGGAGGGGGCGGCCGCGGCCCCCGCCUCUGCGCGCGAGUCCCCGGGCACCAUGCUGUCGGGCUCUCCCGGCCAGACCCCGCCGGCGCCGUUCCCCAGCCCGCCACCGCCCGCCCCGGCCCAGCCGCCGCCGCCGUUCCCCCAGUUCCACGUCAAGUCGGGCCUGCAGAUCCGAAAGAACGCCAUCACCGAUGACUACAAGGUCACCAGCCAGGUGCUGGGCCUGGGCAUCAAUGGGAAGGUGCUGCGGAUCUUCGACAAGAGAACCCAGCAGAAAUUCGCCCUGAAGAUGCUCCAGGACUGCCCGAAGGCGCGCAGAGAGGUGGAGCUGCACUGGAGGGCCUCCCAGUGCCCCCACAUUGUGCACAUCGUGGAUGUCUAUGAGAACCUGUAUGCCGGCAGGAAGUGCCUGCUGAUCGUCAUGGAGUGUCUCGAUGGUGGAGAGCUCUUUAGUCGAAUCCAGGACCGAGGAGACCAGGCAUUCACAGAAAGAGAAGCAUCAGAGAUCAUGAAGAGCAUCGGCGAAGCCAUCCAGUAUUUGCACUCGAUCAACAUUGCUCAUCGGGAUGUUAAGCCUGAGAACCUCUUAUAUACUUCCAAAAGGCCCAAUGCCAUUCUGAAACUCACUGAUUUUGGCUUUGCCAAGGAAACCACCAGUCACAACUCUCUGACCACUCCGUGUUACACACCAUACUAUGUAGCUCCGGAAGUUCUGGGCCCAGAGAAGUAUGACAAGUCCUGUGACAUGUGGUCCUUGGGUGUCAUCAUGUAUAUUCUGCUGUGUGGGUAUCCUCCCUUCUAUUCCAAUCAUGGCCUUGCCAUCUCUCCGGGUAUGAAGACUCGUAUCCGAAUGGGCCAGUACGAAUUUCCUAACCCCGAAUGGUCAGAAGUGUCAGAAGAAGUGAAGAUGCUUAUCCGGAAUCUGCUGAAAACAGAGCCCACCCAGAGAAUGACCAUCACAGAAUUCAUGAACCACCCCUGGAUCAUGCAAUCUACGAAGGUCCCUCAGACUCCACUGCACACCAGCCGUGUCCUAAAGGAGGACAAGGAACGGUGGGAGGAUGUCAAGGAGGAGAUGACCAGUGCCUUGGCUACGAUGCGUGUUGACUAUGAGCAGAUCAAGAUAAAGAAGAUAGAAGACGCAUCCAACCCUCUGCUUCUGAAGAGGCGGAAGAAAGCUCGCGCCGUGGAGGCUGCGGCCCUUGCCCACUGAGCCGCUACGUUUACCACCCCACGGGAGGACAAGCAAUAACUCUAUAUGAAUAUAUUUUUUAAACAAAGAGACACAAGUUGCCCACUUCUGCCUCCUGUCCUCCUGAGCUACGUGGAGCCCAGAUAUGCCUCCAGCUGAAUUCUGCCCUUGGCUCUGGCCUUCCUGAGGGGGGCUGGAGGAUGUAUGAGGAGGGGUGAGGUGCUCUUGAGCCCGUGCUCCUUUUGCAUUUUAUCUGUAAUUGACGUAGAAUUUUUAUGGAACUUCUUUUAUUGCCCUUUCCCCACUCCUCGUCCUUUCCCCAAGUCCAUUCCCAUCUGCAAAGGCUAGGGUUUACCCAGGGUUCUGGAAGUUGUUACAGGGAAUGUUCCUGGGUUGUCCCAUCUGUCCUCCCAGACCUCCUACCGGAACCUGGGGUCCUGCUCCAGGGAGAGGGAGGAGUGGCAGUAGGUGUCACUCGCCUCCUGCUGAAGCCCUCAGACAUCACCAAUGUGCACAAGAGGAGCACGCGUGUGCAUGUGUGUAUGCCCAGGUCCGUGCCAGUGACUGGGCAUUGGAGGGUCUAGGGAAGACAGGGCUGCAGGGCUCCUGCUUGAGCUGAGCCUGCCUAAAUGCCUAGGUAGCUUGUCUAGAUCCAGAGCCAGGUAGUCAUGGCCUCUGUGUUAGCUGAGUAGCGGGGACAGUGGGUGGUGAAUGGGCACUAGCAGCCAUCAGGAAGACUGGGCCCCUUCUGGGUGCCUUGUCCAAAAGUAGUGCUGGUUCUAGGUCCCCGAGGCACUGGCCACCGAGCAGCCUCUGCCUGCCCUUCUUGCCAUUAUUAACCCACUCUUGUUGAGUUCUCUGAAAGUUUUAGCCAUUUCUCAAUGGGCUGUCUCUCCGCUCCCACGGGUGAGCCUGGGAAGGUUAUUCUGUAAGGCGUUUGUAUUUCAUGCAUCUCCCCCCAGCUCUGGGGUACCUGCCAACCUCCCUUCUUUGGCAAGGGCAGGACCACGUGUGGUCUUCCUGGUGGGCGGGGCAGUCUUCGCACCAAAGAUGUCUUGACUCUGUCCCUGCUCACUAGCCAUCUUACCCUCUAACAACUCAGCCUGGGUGGGGGUCCCCAGGAUUGAGGAGGAGUAGGUGGGAAAGAGUCUUUGUGCCAUGGUCCCCCAUGCCCCUCUCACUGGAGGAGGGGUGACUCCCUCAGGGGUUGGUAGAGGAGGGGCUCCUGGGCAUCUCUGGGCCUGGGGGCAGGGCCCAGAUGUCUGCAGCUCCUGCCUUGUCUUUGAUGGUGUGUUCAGCACUCAGACUGUUGUAAACUGUUGUUUUGUAUGAGCAAAAUUGUCUUUACUAAACAAAUUUAAUAGUUGAAA
Arvicola amphibius (Eurasian water vole) is the source of this 2580-nucleotide messenger RNA. It is a transcript of the gene Mapkapk2, whose product is annotated as MAPK activated protein kinase 2. Gene Ontology annotation, cellular component: cytoplasm; nucleus. The transcript has 10 exons. The record is from RefSeq and is a predicted model, not a curated record. Gene Ontology annotation, molecular function: calcium-dependent protein serine/threonine kinase activity; calmodulin binding; calcium/calmodulin-dependent protein kinase activity. Gene Ontology annotation, biological process: cellular response to vascular endothelial growth factor stimulus; toll-like receptor signaling pathway; protein autophosphorylation. NCBI's taxonomy places the organism in Eukaryota, Metazoa, Chordata, Mammalia, Rodentia, Cricetidae. The coding region runs from base 71 to 1231 and encodes 386 amino acids.